AUGUCUGAUCCAAUCCGACCUAGGGGCAGGCCGGCCCACACACCCGGAACAACGGUCUUGACAUAUACCCCUGACGGAAAAUACAUCAUCACUGGAGGCUCAAAUUCUGCGAUCCGUAUCUACACCGCUGGCGAAGAUGGCGAACCGAAGACCGUGGAGGAGGGCACUGAUGCACACGUCGCGAUCGGAGCUACGAACGAGUAUUUCUUCCUAGGCGCCGAAGACGGGACGGUGUGGCAGUAUGAGGUCAAGUCAGGACGGAUGGACAAACUUCUUACUCGUACCGCGCUGCCAGUGAGGGAUAUUGACGUUACUAAAGAUAAGGAGUGGGUUGCUAUCGCGAGCGAUGAGCUCACGGUGAAACUGGUGAACGUCGAGGAUAUGACCAAGGUCAAGUACUUGCGCGACCAGGCCAAGGGAACGAAACACAUCACCUUCGAUCCGAAUGGGCGGUACGUCGCGGUCUCGUGUACAGAUGGCAUCGUGUAUCUCUACUCAAUGGACACCGAAGAGCCCGAGCUGGUGCGCAAGCUGGACGGCGUGAUUCGACGGCUAGAACCCGAAGACGAGGCGACUGCAAGGGUGGUUUGGCACCCUGAUGGGACUGCAUUUGCGACGGCUGAAGCGACAAGAGAUAUCGCCGUAUUCUCUGUGGGUGAAUACAAGAAGGAAAUGACGUUCUCUGGUGGCCACAAUGGGGAUAUCACGGCUAUGGCGUGGUCGCCUAACGGUGCGCUUUUGGUGACCGCUGCAAAGGACGGCCAAGUUUUGCUCUGGGAGAGCAAGACGCAGAAGAUCCUACACCGAUAUGGCUUUCCGAACGUGAUUAAUCUCGCCUGGCAUCCGAACAAUAACGGUGUCUCCCUUACUACGUCGGACGGAGAGAUCUUUAUCUUCGAUGGAUUCGUGCCGAAGGACCACCAGGUCAUACUUCAGAAGCCGCUGCAGGCAGCACCUAUAUUCCCCGGCGCUUUGGCCGAGAUGUCUGAUAAUGUGCGCCGGCCAUUGGCAAGUCGACCUAAGGAGGCGCGCAGAGGCAGCAUCGACUCACUGGAUGAUAUCCUUGGCUUCGACCAGGAUAUGGAAGAUUUUGUCGACGAUGACGAUGGAGCCGGUUAUGCGGAGGGCAUGAACGGGUUCGGAAAACGCACGAACGAGCAUCUGGAUGAUAUCGGGGGACACGCGGGCAAGCGGGCCUUGACAUCGUUCACGAAGCCAAAGGUCCACCCGCCGCUACAACCCGGCAGCACACCUUGGAGAGGAAACCGCCGGUAUCUAUGCUUGAACUUGACCGGUGCCGUUUGGACUGUUGACCAGGAGACUCACAAUACGGUGACGGUGGAGUUCUAUGACCGAGAACUGCACCGUGACUUUCACUUUACAGACCCCUACAUGUAUGACAGGGCGUGCCUCAAUGAGAACGGAGCUCUAUUCUCGAACAACCCAGUUGAUGACAGCCCUGCUACGAUCUUCUACCGUCCACAUGAAACGUGGACCACGAGAGCGGACUGGAGAACAACGUUGCCCAAAGGAGAGCACAUCCGAGCGCUGGCGCUAAGUGAUUCGUAUAUCGUUGCGGUAACAACCAAAGACUACGUCCGGGUAUAUACUCUAUAUGGAACGCCAUUUAAGGUGUACAGACAGAAGAGCCCGGCCGUGACCUGCGCCGCCUGGCGAGACUAUAUCAUGACUGUGGGAAACGGGCCUAUUGGGAGUGAUGGGCGAACAGCGACGUUGCGGUACUCGGUUGAAAACGUCAAGCGCGACGAGAUCUGUCAAAACGAGGACGUUGUGGCUAUUCCAGAAGGCGCUGAGCUAAAGAGCGUUUUCUUCACAGACACAGGAGACCCCUGUAUCUACGACUCGGAAGGCGUGCUACUAAUUCUUCAGCACUGGCGCACCCCCGGCCAGGCGCGCUGGGUGCCUCUCCUCGACACAAAGCAAAUGGAGCGUCUGGCAAGCGGCCGCAAAGAAGAAACGUACUGGCCCGUCGCCGUCGCGCAAGACAAAUUCCACUGCAUUAUCCUGAAGGGAGGAGACCGAUACCCGUACUUCCCACGACCAAUGCUCAGCGAGUUUGAGUUCCGGAUCCCCAUCUCUGACAAGCCCAGCAAAACGGAUGAAGACGAAGAAGAAAACAUGGCGCGCAACGACAGCAUGCGACUGGAGGAGUCCUUCGUCCGCGGCAACCUCAUCCUCUCCCUUUUCCAAGACGUCAUCUCGUCCACGCAUGCGACGGCAUCGCAGCGCGCUGAGCUGUCGCGGAAGGAGCUGGAGCUGGACAAGGUUCUUCUGCAGCUUCUGGCGAUUGAGUGCCGCGAGGGCGAGGAUCGGGGCAUGAAGGCUUUAGAGCUGGUGCAUAUGAUGAAGGACCGCAAUGGGAAGAUGGUCGAGGCGGCUGUCAAGGUUGCACAGCGGUAUAACCGCGGCGUGCUGGAGGAUAAGAUCCGCGAUCUGGCAGCGCGGAGAUAUACCGGGGAGGACGAUGAUGAUGAACUAGCUUUCUGA
Molecule: messenger RNA, 2508 nt
Organism: Aspergillus mulundensis
Lineage: Eukaryota; Fungi; Ascomycota; Eurotiomycetes; Eurotiales; Aspergillaceae
Product: WD40 repeat domain-containing protein
Exons: 7
Coding region: 1-2508 (835 amino acids)
Biological process (GO): DNA repair; DNA-templated DNA replication; mitotic cell cycle
Cellular component (GO): nuclear replication fork
Molecular function (GO): chromatin binding; protein binding
Source: RefSeq, a predicted model, not a curated record